This is a messenger RNA of Periophthalmus magnuspinnatus, 1478 nucleotides long. RefSeq names its product phosphoglycolate phosphatase (gene pgp). Lineage: Eukaryota; Metazoa; Chordata; Actinopteri; Gobiiformes; Gobiidae. Gene Ontology annotation, molecular function: sn-glycerol 3-phosphatase activity. The record is from RefSeq and is a predicted model, not a curated record. Gene Ontology annotation, cellular component: cytoplasm. The transcript is spliced from 2 exons. The coding region runs from base 94 to 1011 and encodes 305 amino acids.
GACAGCGAAUGAAUUAAAUCAAGUCGGGAGUCCGACGCGUAGACUUAAGCCCCGUCGGCCUGAAAGGCAGAAUAAACUUGAUCAAACUUGAACAUGUCUGGGACCAAAUGCACGCGCCUGACCGGGGCGCUCAUGAGACAAGUGCUGGAAUCUGUGGACAGCGUGUUGUUUGACUGCGACGGGGUGAUCUGGAGAGGGGACCAAGCUAUUCCCGGAGCUGCGGAAGUCAUAAACCUCCUCAAGAAAAAUGGCAAGAAAGUAUUUUUCGUCACCAAUAACAGCAGUAAAACAAGGAAGCUGUAUGCGGACAAAAUGUCCCUGUUGGGGUUUAACGUGACCGAGGACGACGUGUUCGGAACCGCUUAUUGCUGUGCCAUGUACCUCAGGACGGUGUGCAAAUUGCAGGGUAAAGUGUACCUCCUGGGUAGCAACGCCAUGAAGCAGGAGCUGGAGGCAGUUGGGAUCCAGCAGACAGGGGUUGGACCCGACCCCAUCACCGGGAAACCUGCAGACUGGGCCAACGUCUCCUUGGACCCGGAGGUGAAGGCGGUGGUGGUUGGCUUUGAUGAGCAUUUCAGCUACAUGAAGCUGAACCGAGCCAUGCAAUACCUGAACCAGGGCUGUCUAUUUGUGGGGACCAACAGGGACACCAGGCUGCCCCUUGAAGGUGGCAAGGCUGUUCCAGGUACUGGAUGUCUGUUACAAGCUGUGGAGGCAGCUGCCCAGCGCCAGGCCCAGACCGUGGGCAAACCAAACCAGUUUAUGUUUGACUGCGUGGCCUCUCAGUUUGGUGUAGAGAGGGAGCGGUGCCUGAUGGUUGGGGACCGCCUGGACACAGACAUCCUCCUAGGCUCCAACUGUGGUCUGAAGACUCUGCUCACCCUCACCGGGGUCAACACUGUGGCAGACGCACAGGAGCAUCUGAAGAGUGGCCGUCCAGAGAGGCAGGGCAUGGUCCCUGAUUACUAUGUGGACAGCAUUGCAGACCUGUUGCCUGCUUUGAGGGAAUAAAGCCUUGGUCAGGGACAAAGAGAAAAACAAGUGAACUAGUCACUGCCAACGAGAAGUAUCUGCUGCAAGUGUCAGGAGAAAAGACUGUACAGGCCUAUUUUAAAAUACUCCCGAAAUCAGAAUUUUAACUGUUAAUUCCAGUAUUAUAAAUAAUUUUAUUUCAUGGACAUAUAUUCGGCCAAAGAGAUUAUUGUUGUUUGUAAAUAGCAAUUAACCUUUCUUUUUAUGACGUAAUAUUCUGAAGUAACUCAAAGUCGAACUGAAAUAGGAAAUGGGGUGACCGUUUGCAACAGAGCUACAAAUAACAAAAGGAUUUAACAGCUGAGCAAAAGGAACUGAACUUGAAUACAUGAGCUGUCUUUGUGUGAGUCAUUCAUUUGAGAUGGUUUUCUACUGUUUAAGUUCUUUUAAAGUUAUGUUAUGUGCAGAUUUAUGCUCUACACAGGAAUUAAAAGUUCUUAACAGUA